Hippocampus comes (tiger tail seahorse) is the source of this 1194-nucleotide messenger RNA. RefSeq names its product PABPN1 like, cytoplasmic (gene pabpn1l). The record is from RefSeq and is a predicted model, not a curated record. Gene Ontology annotation, biological process: nuclear-transcribed mRNA catabolic process, deadenylation-dependent decay. Gene Ontology annotation, cellular component: nucleus. The transcript is spliced from 6 exons. Gene Ontology annotation, molecular function: poly(A) binding. Bases 198 to 1010 code for a protein of 270 amino acids. NCBI's taxonomy places the organism in Eukaryota, Metazoa, Chordata, Actinopteri, Syngnathiformes, Syngnathidae.
GUCGACGACGCUGUCAAUCAACACUACAAGUGACGUCCACGCGCACAGCUGACGCUCGUUAAAUCCGAACUGAGUGACGUCACGCGGGUCUUCACGCCGUCAACUGCUUCCGGGUUGACAUAUGCGUGUGUAUGUGUGUGUGUGUGGCGUGCUAGCAGGCUGCGGUAAGAGCUCGCUGCAGAAGCCAUGUUUUAGCAAUGAGCAUGGCCGACAAUCAUCUGGAAUACGCCUAUCUGCAAGGACAGUCCAUCGGGGAGCAUCUCGCCGAGGACCCGGAGCUGACAGCCAUCAAGGCCCGAGUUCAAGAGCUGGAGAUGGAAGAAGAGACUGAAAGAAUGAAGGAGGAGGGAGUUGAAGAAGAGGAGGACAGGUGUGAUGGUGAGGAGAUGCAGCUGCUGACCAGCAGCCCCCGGCCUGGCCCGUUCUACAACAUGACACCCGAGGAGAGGAUAGAUGCAGACAACAGGUCCAUCUAUGUAGGAAAUGUGGACUACGGAGCGACUGCAGAUGAGUUGGAAAUCCAUUUCAACGGCUGCGGCCCCGUCAACCGUGUCACCAUCCUCUGCGACAGGUUCUCCGGGCACCCCAAAGGGUUUGCCUACAUCGAGUUCUCUGAUCGCAACUCGGUGCAGAGUGCUGUUGCCCUGCAUGAGACUUUGUUCCGAGGAAGAAUUCUCAAGGUGUUGCCCAAAAGGACCAACAUGCCCGGCAUCAGCACCACUGACCGGGGAGGCCACAGAGGUGGCCACUCGAGAGGGAGAGGGCGAGGCUUCCAGCCCCCCAGGGGCCAGCAUGGCUCUCGAGGCAGGUUUCGCUACCAGUCCACGAGACCACAACACCAGAACCCCCACCCUUACUAUGGAGGCCCCCCGGUGGGCAAGAGACAGUGGGGCCACCCAGAUUAUCACGAACAGACGUCCAAACGCUACCCUUGUCUUCUCCUCAUCACCCCGCCGUCAGAGGAAAUGGGAGCCGGGGCCAGCGGACAGCAUUACCCGCAACAGCGCUAGAAAGCCGUCUCCCUGCUGCUUGUCUACAAAGUGGGUGUCUGAACUGGUUUUAAAAGGCGUUGUUGGAUCACUGGUUUGUCUGCAUCAGUCCUUCAGAUAGAUCGUUUUAAGCUUCUUGUGUAAAUGCACUUGCUUAUUCAUGCAGAUGUGUCAUCCAUCCAUUCUUUUUUUUUUUUUUUUUUUU